Messenger RNA from Helicoverpa zea (corn earworm), 2448 nucleotides. Its product is annotated as proteoglycan 4-like. The coding region runs from base 1 to 2448 and encodes 815 amino acids. The record is from RefSeq and is a predicted model, not a curated record. Lineage: Eukaryota; Metazoa; Arthropoda; Insecta; Lepidoptera; Noctuidae. The transcript has 3 exons.
AUGGCUAAGAUAUUUCCUAUCAUCACUUUAGUGAUUUUGUGUGCUGUUAUUACAGCAAAUGCAAGAAAAUGUUACGUUUGCCGCGACUGCCAGAAAGUAAAUUCAAGUCACGAAAAAAUAUGUCCAAGCAAAAGACCAACCACUGAUGCACCAAGCACUGACAAACCGAGCACUGACAAGCCCAGCACUGAUGCACCUAGCACUGACAAGCCCAGCACUGAUGCACCUAGCACUGACAAGCCCAGCACUGACAAGCCGAGCACUGAUGCACCUAGCACUGACAAGCCCAGCACUGAUGCACCUAGCACUGACAAGCCCAGCACUGAUGCACCGAACACUGACAAGCCCAGCACUGACAAGCCGAGCACUGAUGCACCUAGCACUGACAAGCCCAGCACUGAUGCACCUAGCACUGACAAGCCCAGUACUGGUGCACCUAACACUGACAAGCCCAGCACUGAUGCACCUAGCACUGACAAGCCCAGCACUGAUGCACCUAACACUGACAAGCCCAGCACUGAUGCACCUAGCACUGACAAGCCCAGCACUGACAAGCCGAACACUGAUGCACCUAGCACUGAUGCACCUAGCACUGAUAAGCCCAGCACUGACAAGCCGAGCACUGAUGCGCCUAGCACUGACAAGCCCAGCACUGAUGCACCUAGCACUGACAAGCCCAGCACUGACAAGCCCAGCACUGACAAGCCCAGCACUGACAAGCCGAGCACUGAUGCACCUAGCACUGAUAAGCCCAGCACUGACAAGCCGAGCACUGAUGCACCUAGCACUGACAAGCCCAGCACUGAUGCACCUAGCACUGACAAGCCCAGCACUAAUGCACCUAGCACUGACAAUCCCAGCACUGAUGCACCUAGCACUGACAAGCCCAGCACUGAUGCACCUAGCACUGAUGCACCUAGCACUGAUAAGCCCAGCACUGACAAGCCGAGCACUGAUGCACCUAGCACUGACAAGCCCAGCACUGAUGCACCUAGCACUGACAAGCCCAGCACUGAUGCACCUAACACUGACAAGCCCAGCACUGAUGCACCUAGCACUAACAAGCCCAGCACUGAUGCACCUAGCACUGACAAGCCCAGCACUGAUGCACCUAGCACUGACAAGCCCAGCACUGAUGCACCUAGCACUGACAAGCCCAGCACUGAUGCUCCUAGCACUGACAAGCCCAGCACUGAUGCACCUAGCACUGACAAGCCCAGCACUGAUGCACCUAGCACUGACAAGCCCAGCACUGACAAGCCGAGCACUGAUGCACCUAGCACUGACAAGCCCAGCACUGAUGCACCUAGCACUGACAAGCCCAGCACUGAUGCACCUAGCAGUGACAAUCCCAACACUGAUGCACCUAGCACUGAUAAACCAAGCACUGAUGCACCUAGCACUGACAAGCCCAGCACUGAUGCACCUAGCACUGACAAGCCCAGCACUGACAAGCCGAGCACUGAUGCACCUAGCACUGAUGCACCUAGCACUGAUAAGCCCAGCACUGACAAGCCGAGCACUGAUGCACCUAGCACUGACAAGCCCAGCACUGAUGCACCUAGCACUGACAAGCCCAGCACUGAUGCACCUAACACUGACAAGCCCAGCACUGAUGCACCUAGCACUAACAAGCCCAGCACUGAUGCACCUAGCACUGAUAAGCCCAGCACUGAUGCACCAAGCACUGAUAAACCAAGCACUGAUGCACCUAGCACUGACAAGCCCAGCACUGAUGCACCUAGCACUGAUAAACCAAGCACUGAUGCACCUAGCACUGACAAGCCCAGCACUGAUGCACCUAGCACUGACAAGCCCAGCACUGAUGCACCUAACACUGACAAGCCCAGCACUGAUGCACCUAGCACUGAUAAGCCGAGCACUGAUGCACCUGGUACUGACAAGCCCAGCACUGAUGCACCUAGCACUGACAAGCCCAGCACUAAUGCACCUAGCACUGACAAGCCCAGCACUGAUGCACCUAGCACUGACAAGCCCAGCACUGAUGCACCUAGCACUGACAAGCCCAACACUGAUGCACCUAGCACUGACAAGCCCAGCACUGAUGCACCUAGCACUGACAAGCCCAGCACUGAUGCACCUAGCACUGACAAACCCAGCACUGAUGCACCUAACACUGACAAGCCCAGCACUGAUGCACCUAGCACUGACAAGCCCAGCACUGAUGCACCUAGCACUGAUGCACCUGGCACUGACAAGCCCAGCACUGAUGCACCUGGCACUGACAAGCCCAGCACUGAUGCACCUAGCACUGACAAGCCGAGCACUGAUGCACCUGGCACUGACAAGCCCAGCACUGAUGUACCUAGCACUGACAAGCCGAGCACUGAUGCACCUAGCACUGAUAAACCAAGCACAGACGCUCCCAGCACUGGCGGGGCAAACACUGAUACACCAAGCACCGAUGCACAAGGCGCUGACCACUGA